Molecule: messenger RNA, 1590 nt
Organism: Penicillium salamii
Lineage: Eukaryota; Fungi; Ascomycota; Eurotiomycetes; Eurotiales; Aspergillaceae
Source: the annotation of a GenBank genome assembly
AUGAUUGAAGACCUCAUUGCGGGCGCGACCCCUGGUCGAGCCUUUCUCUGGUUAUUUGGAUCCUUUGUGGUCUUUUGCGUAUUCCGCAAGUUCCAGGCCUCAGCACAAAUCGCUCGUCUUGGCGCCAGGGCCCCCAAGAUUCAUUUCCGUCUCCCAUAUGCCCUUGAUUUUGUCUACAAAGGCCAACAGGCCAACGUCCUAAAUCAAGACCUCGAGUUCUGGGAAACAACGGUCUCGCAGGCAGGUGGAAGGGACAAUGUGAAGACCGCUGAACUAGAUGCGGGCAUCUCCACCCGUGCCAUCAUGACCAAGGACCCAGAGAAUAUAAAGGCCGUGCUGACGGGUCAGUUCGCUGACUUUGGGAAGGGUGAGUCCUUCCACAGGGAAUGGAAGGAGUUCUUGGGCGACAGUAUUUUCGCCACAGACGGAGACCUAUGGACCCGUUCACGCCAGCUCAUCCGCCCAAUGUUCGCUCGUGAACGUAUCGUCGAUACAGAGAUCUUCGAGAAGCAUGUCCAAAAGCUUAUCCCACUACUCGGGGGCAGCGGCUCGCCUACCUCUAGCAAGGUCGUUGAUGUCGGUUCCCUCUUCUACCGCUACACCCUUGACGCAGCAACGGACUACCUCCUCGGACAAGGAACAGAUAGCCUUGAAAAUCCUGAGACGGGGUUCGCCGAAGCAUUCAGAUAUGUACAACAACGCCAAUCAGAGCUCUUCCGCUUUGGGGUCUUCAACUUUCUCCUGUCCAAAGUUGAAUUCCGCAAAAAUCUCAAGAUAAUGGACGAAUUCAUCCAACCCUACAUCAGCACCGUCCUCUCCCUGUCAAUCGACGAACUAGAUCAAAAACUCUCAAAGCGCGAAACAUUCCUGAAUGCACUCGCCCGGUUCACGCGCGAUCCCCGCGUCCUGCGCGACCAACUCGUCGCCGUUCUCCUUGCUGGUCGGGAUACAACAGCGGGCACUCUCUCAUUCACACUUUUCGAACUUUCCCGGAACCCCGACGUUGUAUCCAAGCUACGAGAGGAGAUCCGUGACCGACUUGGGGUCGGUGCCUCUGCACAAAAGCCAACAUACACGGACCUGAAAGAGAUGAAGUAUCUCAACGCAGUCGUCCACGAGACUAUGCGCAUGUACCCCGUUGUUCCAUUCAAUGUGCGCUAUUCGCUGCGAGACACGACACUACCUCGUGGCGGCGGGCCGGAUGGUCUUGAGCCUAUUGGUGUGCGGGCUGAUACGCGAAUAAUCUAUUCAACUAUGCAGAUGCAGCGUGAUCCGGAUCUGUACGAUGGGCCUGACUCCAAGAACUAUUUCGAUCCGGGUAAGUGGCUUCCUGAGCGGUGGGCGACGUGGCAGCCCAGACCAUGGCAUUUCAUUCCGUUCAACGGGGGGCCGAGGAUCUGUAUUGGGCAGCAGUUUGCGACUAUCGAAAUGGGGUACACUAUUAUUCGGAUCUUGCAGGCAUAUGAGAAGAUCGUCGCGUUGCCUGUUGGAGGCAAAGACAAGGUUGAAGAUCCGGCCAUGAGAUUUGAGGUUACGCUGAGUCCCGGAUCGGAGUUGAACUGUGUUUUUGUCAAGGAGGGAGAGGCUUGA